This is a messenger RNA of Trematomus bernacchii (emerald rockcod), 2792 nucleotides long. RefSeq names its product phosphatidylserine synthase 1b (gene ptdss1b). The coding region runs from base 87 to 1493 and encodes 468 amino acids. The transcript has 13 exons. Gene Ontology annotation, biological process: phosphatidylserine biosynthetic process. Lineage: Eukaryota; Metazoa; Chordata; Actinopteri; Perciformes; Nototheniidae. Gene Ontology annotation, molecular function: L-serine-phosphatidylethanolamine phosphatidyltransferase activity. The record is from RefSeq and is a predicted model, not a curated record.
UGCUAAACAGCAUCUACUUGUCUAUCUGCUUUUCAAACUUCUAGUAUAAAGGCGUUGCAAUUAAUAAAAUAGCCAACAACUGCAAAAUGCCGGUCGCUGUGUCUCCAAAAACGCACCGGGAGGAUGAUGUCAACUAUAACUUGCAUUUCAGAAUGAUAAACGAGCAACAAGUGGACGAUAUCUGCCUUGAUUUCUUCUACAAACCGCACACCAUCACACUCCUGACAGUCACUGUGCUCAGCCUGAUGUACUUUGCGUUUACAAGGGAUGAUGAGCAGUCUGAUAACAACCUCCGAGUUGGUCUUUUGGUGGUUGUCUCCUUCUUCUUGGUCAUCAGUAUCCUGGCCUUUCCUAAUGGACCUUUUACCAGGCCACACCCUGCAGUAUGGCGAGUGGUGUUUGGACUCAGUGUGCUGUACUUCCUGUUUCUUGUCUUCCUCCUCUUCCUCAACUGGGACCAAGUAAAGUUACUGAUGUACUGGCUGGACCCAAAUCUGCGCUAUGCCAAACGGGAAGCUGAUAUCAUGGAAUAUGCUGUGAACUGUACAGUGAUAACAUGGGAGCGGAUCCUGACCCACUGCGACAUCUUUGCAUUGGGUCACUUUGCAGGCUGGGCUGUAAAAGCUCUGCUCAUCCGCAGCUACGGCCUCUGUUGGACCAUCAGCAUUACCUGGGAGCUCACUGAGCUGAUCUUCAUGCACCUGCUGCCGAACUUUGCGGAGUGCUGGUGGGAUCAGGUGAUUCUGGACAUCCUGUUGUGUAAUGGAGGAGGCAUCUGGAUCGGUAUGACCGCCUGCCGGUAUUUGGAGAUGAGAACCUACCACUGGGCCAGCAUCAAGGAAAUCCACACCACCACAGGGAAGAUAAAGCGAGUGGUGCUCCAGUUCACCCCGGCCAGCUGGACUUAUGUGCGCUGGUUUGACCCAAAGUCCUCCUUUCAAAGGCUGGCAGGCAUCUAUAUCUUCAUGAUCCUCUGGCAGCUGACAGAGUUAAACAUGUUCUUCCUGAAGCACAUAUUCGUCUUCCAGGCGUCUCACGCUUUCAGCUGGUUACGCCUCAUUGUCCUUGGAGCCAUCACUGCACCCACUGUACGACAAUAUUAUGCAUAUAUGACUGACACUGAGUGUAAACGAGUUGGCACCCAAUGCUGGGUGUUUAUUGCCAUCUCUCUCCUCGAGGCUCUUGUUUGUGUUAAAUUUGGUAACGACUUGUUUUCCAAGACACAAGUUCGCUAUGUGCUCCUGUGGCUGGUGAUUCUGGCCUUCAUCACACUUCUAUGUCUAUAUGGGAUGAUGUGGUACGAGCAAAAGAAAAUGAAGAGCCUUUCUGUACAAAGUGAAGACCACGAUGGCAGCAGUGUUGACGAGUCGUGCGGUGUCGUCCCAGUUGGCAUAGCAGCUGAGAGAGAUUCAUUGAGUUUACAACCUACAAAACUGAGGGAAGCAUCUGUGAGGAACAGAUUUGUGAAUGAACAUGGAGGAAAGGAACAAUAAACAAGAGCACUUUUACUUCCUCUAUGAAAGGGUGAAGGACGCAACCAACAAGGAGCAUAGAGUAUGCAAGUAAAUGUACUAAAAACAUGUUGUAAAAGUUGCUUCCUAGGGGUAAGAACGCAAACUCCAAAACAAAUUCACACCAACGAGCCUUUAUACAAUCGGGUCAAAGGUGAAACACCAAUUACAGCUUAGGCAGCAUUUACAAAUCUUAAUACUGAAGGAAAAGCACGUAAUUGGUCUUGCAUUCGAUGUCAAUUAUUUCAACCAGACUUGAUCAAGUAAAGAAUAUGCACUGGAUUUUGAAUUUAAAAAACUGCCUUUUUUGACCGAAAACACUAGAAGGCUGCAUACACACAUCAUGUUCUACCUAAAAUGACUAAACGUUGUUUGGACACUUUGCCCUGUGGGAAAUGUAAUGUCCAGUCAGGGAAAUGUUUAUACUAAUGUUUACUAAGAGUUUUGUUUUGCACCUAACCUCUUUAACUAUUUUUUUAAUAUGACUGUCUACUCAAUGCAAUGCCUUGCUAGAAAGCUAAAGAGCACAUCGUUUUGUAAGACAUUUCAUUUGGUGAUGAGUUUUUGUUUAACUUUUUGGAUUUGAUACAUUUGUGUUUUGUAUGUAAUCAUUUCUAAAAUCAACCACAAUUAACACUGAUUUGUAAAACAGUAAAGCAGUGGUAGAUACACUACUGUUUGCUUUUCUGCAAUCAUAUUUAUAUCAGGAGAGAUGUUUUUGUGUACUUUUAAAUGAGAAGUAGAACCAAGUGUUACUAGACCAACUGUAGUGUUUUCAUGUUACCCUUUUUAACUCCAAAUUAUGUGAAACUGUGGACAUUAGUGUUUCUUUGUUAUUAGAGGGUGAAGUUCAUGAUAGGUGUGCUAAGAGAAUACUGUGACAUUUAAUGUAAAAGCACUGUGGUGGUAUGAAAUAGCAGAGGAUACGCCCUUGUGAAAUUAUCUUUUCACUGGCUAUUGAUUUUUUUUAAUGAUCCGAAUGUGAUAUUAAUAUCAGAAAGUUAGUGAUUAGUCAAUAUAAGUUGUUUUUAAUAUCAUUGAAUGAUGCAAUAAAAUUCAUAAUUGAUAUCAGAGUGUGUUUUCAAACUUCCUAGUUGUCAGCUUUUUGAAUUUGUAUUUAUGUUUGAAUUACACUUUUUUGUUGUAGUUCUGCCUAAGUGGUUUUAGUCCUUUGGCUCUCUACAAAGCUGUAAGUGUCAGCCUGACUGUACUGUAUUUAAUUUAAAGUGUUAACAUUGUUAUAACCUCUAAUAAACUCAUAAUUUGUACUGAUUAUAAAAU